AUGGAAGUGAGUGGCGAUUCGUGGAGGGCAUACUAUACAACAGCGGCACCCGAGCACCCCCUCAGCGCCGCCACCUCAGCCGUGCUUGGAGUGGCAGAAGACUCGCAGCCGCAGUCUCUCGUCACAGAUUACUACAAACUGCCCCCUCUGGGACAAGACACCCAUCUUAAUCUCCACAAGGAAGUAUGGCAGGCCGGCGGAGCGCUGAAAGCGGCCAAUGGGGCGCACGGGGCGGAGCUGGGCGAGCUGUCGGGCUUGCUGCACGCGGGCCUCGUGAAGCGCGAGCCCGAGGAUCUGAGCCGCAAGGUGGUCGAGGAGCCCGAACACGCGCUCAAGCCGCCGCGACACAAGGUGCCGGUCGGCGAGCCAGGCGAAGCUUCGCCGUCCCCGGUGCCGUCCCGCGCCUCGUCCGCGGGUUCGCUGCUGCCGGACGCGGCCAUGUACGCCGCUCAGAUGUUCGCCCCGCCGGGCACCCCCAGUCCGACGCCCUACGGCGACCAGUACCCUCGUCAGUCCGCCGCCUUCUCGGGGGAGCCCUAUUACAGAGAGUACUUCGUCGGCGACGGGUACCAGCAGAGAGCGGCGCCGCCUUAUAGCGAUACGGAAUCGACCUCGGCUUCGGCGUUCGGGGAACGCUACGCGGCGCCCAGAUAUCACAGCAAGAGCGUGAUAGCGGCGGCCGGGCUCACCGUCGAUCUACCGUCCCCGGACAGUGGCAUUGGGGCUGACGCAGUCACGCCUCGAGACCACACAGCUGUUCAGCAGUCGUUCGAGUACACGGUGAUAUGCCAACAACCUGGCGUCGGCGAGGACGGGAGGGGCACUCCUGCAGCGCACCACUCGCCUGCGCAGGCGCCGCGCACGCGACCCUGGCACGACUUCGGCAGGCAGAACGAUGCCGAUAAAAUACAAAUUGCUAAAGUGUUUUCACCGUACGGGUUCAAGUACCAUUUAGAGACGGCGAGCAGUAGUUCGCAGCGAAGGGAAGACGAUCGAAUAACUUACAUCAAUAAGGGACAGUUCUAUGGCAUCACGUUGGAGUACGUCCAUGAUCCCGAUAAACCGCUCAAGAAUCAAACGGUGAAGAGUGUGGUGAUGCUUAUGUUCCGAGAAGAGAAAUCCCCCGAAGACGAGAUUAAAGCGUGGCAGUUCUGGCACGGAAGACAACAUUCCGUCAAGCAGAGGAUAUUAGACGCAGACACAAAGAACAGCAUAGGUCUCGCGGGGUGCAUAGAAGAGGUCGCACACAACGCCAUCGCCGUCUAUUGGAACCCGCUGGAAAGCGCUGCGAAGAUAAAUAUAGCGGUGCAAUGCUUGAGUACGGACUUCAGUAGUCAGAAAGGUGUAAAGGGCUUACCGCUGCACAUUCAAAUUGACACUUUCGAAGACCCUCGAGAUACCCAAGUAUAUCACCGAGGCUACUGUCAAAUCAAAGUGUUCUGUGAUAAGGGAGCAGAAAGAAAAACAAGAGACGAGGAAAGACGAGCGGCGAAAAGAAAAAUGUCCGCCACAAACAGAAAGAAACUCGACGAGAUCUACCACCCGGUUACGGAACGCAGCGAGUUUUACUCGAUGGCGGAUCUGGCGAAACCUCCGGUCCUGUUCAGCCCGGCUGAGGAUAUAGACAAGCUCGCCGGAAUGGACAUCCAGGGAUUUUACGGACACGACGAGGCGGCUUUGGCUGAAGCCCAUCUCAAGGGAGCGUCUCCCUUCCUACUGCAUGCGGCAAAACCACAGGCACCCGCGCUCAAGUUCCACAACCACUUCCCGCCGGACGCGCCUGCGUAUCGAUCCGACGUCGGCGGUUUGUCACCGUACAGUGACCGUAAAGACUCAUUAGAACUGGAAGGAGUCCUGGGCAAGAGGGCGCGCACAUCGACGCCGCCGCUCAGCGAGCGCGUGAUGCUGUACGUGCGACAGGACACCGACGACGUGUACACGCCCCUGCACGUCGUCCCUCCCACCACCCAGGGUCUCCUCCACGCUAUUGAGAAUAAGUACAAAAUUUCAAGUUCGGCAAUUAAUAAUCUUUAUCGAAAGAACAAGAAAGGGAUUACGGCCAAAAUUGACGAUGAGAUGUUGGCGUACUAUUGUAACGAGGACUUGUUCCUGCUCGAGGUGCGGCCGGCGGGCCCCAGCGAGGACGAGCCCCUCUACGACAUCACGUUUGUGGAGCUGCCCUUGGACCAUUAA
This is a messenger RNA of Leptosia nina, 2193 nucleotides long. The record is from the annotation of a GenBank genome assembly. NCBI's taxonomy places the organism in Eukaryota, Metazoa, Arthropoda, Insecta, Lepidoptera, Pieridae.